AUGGGCGGCCGAGGCAAAGGUCGCUGGGGAGGAUGGCAGAACGGAGCAGCAGAAGGAUGGGACUGGCAGCAAUCAGCUGCAUCGUCCUCAGCGCGUGGACACAAGGGCUCUGGCAAGUGGGACCCGCCAACAGGCCGGAGAACGUGGAAUGCCCCAGCGGAAGGCCACAACCAGUUUCCGGGGUUCGAGGAGAUGAAGCCCAAGCCCCGCCAAGAGCAGGCCCGCCGGACGGCGGACAUCAUGGAAGUGGAUGCCGGCGCGCCCAUGGUCGGCGACUACAUGAAGAGCGUCCAGAGGAGCCUGAACAACUUCAGGAAGGCGGAAGGCCGAGCCCGCAAGAUCGAGGAGAUGAAGACCGAGACCGACGCGAAAUGGGACGAGUUCAAGAAGUCCCUCCAAGAGAGUUUCCUCAAGGAACGCCAGAAAUACCAAGACAAGGCGACCAAGUUCGCGGCGGACAUGGAGGAGAUGCAAGCACUACGGAACGAGGCCAUCCAAGAGCUGCGGGACUCCAUCUCCAACCCGGGCCGCCUGCGCAAGACCAAGCUGCUGACUGGGCCGCCCACGGACAGAAGCGAUGGCCUCACCAACCUGCUGGCCGAAGCCCUCAGCAACGACAUGGGUGGCAAUGCGGGCAGAGCCCGGCUCCUAGAAGUCCUAGACGAGCAUCGGCGACGUGGUGCACCAGCAACUCCCCCGCGAAGACGCCGAACCUACACAGACACCACACCGCCCGGCGACAAGUCUGCCGACAAGAGCAAGAAGGAGGAGCAGCGCGAAGGCGAGGACAUGAUCACCGAUGCCACCGGCGAAAGCGGCCUCCCCAAGGACCCGUACAUGAACUCCCCGUCAACGGCAAGUGCCUUGCCGACUACCGCCCGAAGCGCCUCCAGAUCAAGGAACCGGUGCGGGCAUGCACCAAUUAAGAAGCUCGAAGAGAAGCGUUUGGAGGCAACCAAGGAGACGGAGGAGGUCGACGACUCCGACGAAGAGUCCCGCAUCGCCAACCUACGGCCCCCCAACGGGGUGAUGGCGGACGCGGAGAUUGCGGAUGGCGACGCUGCCUGCGACCUCUACGGGAUCUUGCUUGUCACCCUGGACGGGCCCCACAGCAAUUUUGCGACGGUGCCGCAAGCUCAUACGGAGUUAUGCAGAGGCCGGACCGGGGACCCUGCAACAUGUGGGGCUUGGCAAGACAGGGCUAUUCAAGCCCCCAAGCGAGCCGCUGAAGCCCAUGCGCCACUGACUGGGUGGCACGGUCCCUCGGGAGACCACGUCCGACCCAGCGGUGUGGUUCCUCAACGGCGCACUGUCUUCUACGACAUCCUCGAUGUAGUCAAGGAGGGGACGGAAGCUCUGGAGGAGGCCUUCCUCGGUGCAGAGGCUGCUCUCCGUCUGACGGCUCAGGGGGCCAUGCGCACGCUGCUAGCUAUCCACCUGGGGACACUGCUGAUCAUGCUUCUUGCAGCAGCAAGGGGGCGCAAUCGUGCCCUCAGAGGCCCCCUCGGGAAGCUGUGCCUGGCAGUCUUUGUGGCCCAAGAGGCCGCAGCGAUGCGAACCAACAACAGGCGCUGGACGACAACGGUCCCGAGGCCCACGGACAUCGAACUUUGGAGCUGUGGGCUUUUGACUACACGUGAACAGGAGGCCAAGGCUUGGGACGAGGUUGUAUGGUCAAGGCCGCUCACGAGAUCAAUAGGAGAGGCCCCUCCGCUGAACCUCCAUGCCCCGCUGACCGCGAACCAGGCCCAAAUGGAGGACGACGUGCCAAUAAGGGUCAUUGAUGGGCGCUUCGAUGUCCACGUGACCCACUGGAUAACCACGCCCUUCUACCAGGCGGAGGUCAUUGACAUCGAGAUGGAGUUCCCCUUGGACAUGCUCAGCAUUCGCCAAGCACUGCGGGAAUCUGUUUCCGUCAUACCGGCCUGGGCGGACGAGAUAGUGGACACCAAGCCCCAGCUGGGAAGGGAUCAUUCGAGUUUCGUUGCAUUCCCCAGCUGGCUCGCGCAAGUGGGCCAAACAGCCAUGGUGAUAGAUGCCAGGGGGAUUGACGGCCCUGUUUUCUCUUUCUAUCACGAGGGCCCGAUCAACAAAGAAGCGGUGCUGAAGCACAUUGAAGACUUCGACACAGAAGAGCUGGAAAUCUAUCCUUUCGGAAGCCAGCUCCCUCUCCUUCCUGGACAUCCUGUCCCUGCUGUACCGGGCGGAGUCCUCAAAGCGCUCCCUCGCGGUCAAGUUUGUGAAUGGCACGACGAGCUGGCUGACCGCCUCGGAAAUGAUGAGCGCUGGGACCCGGAAUGUGUCCCACCAGAGCCCAUAGAAGGCGACUUCACCGUCUACCAAUCUACGGAAGACCAACUUGUUCAUGAGGACGACCCGGAACAAACCGCAACCCCGACGGAUGUGGCUGCUGAACUCUUCCCCGGCAUGCGCUAUGUCAAGUUCCCCGUUGAAGAGAUCUUCAAACUAGCACAUGCUGGCAGGCACAUUGACCACACCGUUGCGGUGGUGGACAAGGAUUGGCCGGAUGACGCCCCUUUCGCCUUCCUGGACCUACGUGGCCUGGGGUGCUUCUCCCAGUGGGUCCGUGUGCCGGGAGACUAUUUCGACCCCGUCGCCUACUACGAGGACCUCCAGCUCCCAGAGGUUGCGGGGUGGACUUUGGAAAUCCGCGGAGGGGAGCCGGUCGCGGAGAACCUCCUGCAUAUAAGGGACGGAGAACUCAUUGAGUUCCACAUGGCCCCUUCCUCAUCUACUUCCGAGGACGAGGCUACGGACCGAGACGGCGACACAAGUGACUGUACGGGGCAAUCUGACAGCGAUAUGCAGUCAAGCUCCUCCACUGAUAGGAGGCCAGGCACCGCCUCGCCUCGUCGCGGACCACCGCGACCGACACCGGUCAACCGCAGCCGGUCCCCGCGACGUCCUGAAGGCCGAGAGGCGGCCGACAAGCCCACGAUCGAGCUAUUUGACAAGAUCCCCCCGGCCACUUUUGACCUCACCGCCAGCACGCUCCAAUUCCCGCAUGACUGGAACAGGAUGCGGGAGUUCUUCCGUCCGUGGAGCCCGACGUGGAUGCAGCCGAACCUGACCAACCUGGAGCUCCCGGACAAUCUCAAGGCGGCAGUCGAGGCCACAAGCCACUGGUCUGAACUUAUGCCACUUCUGGGCAAUGAGGACAACCCCUGGGACCUACAGGAAGCCCAAGGGACGCAUGCCCUCCGGGCGGAACAAAUAGCCCUGGCGGCAGCUCUGCUCUGGCUCCUGCAAUUCAGGAGUGUGCACCCGAUGAUGGAUUGCACCUUCCGCUUCGACUGUUUGGCUGCCGGCUAUGGGAUGAGCGGCCAAUGGGCUCCCCCGGAUCCAUAUGGCGAGCGUGUCCACGAGCUGGCUAUGCUGGCCUGCGAAGCCUCGGGUGCGCAUACAGUCAUGGAGCAUGUAAAAGCACACUGCGGCAACACCUGGAAUGAGGUCGCGGAUGCCAUUGCCCGUACGGCGUCCACAGGCACCCACGCUUUUGAUGGGCCGCCGCUUCCGGCUAUCCAAUGCUUCCAGCAGGAGAACCUGGCUUGGGUCACCACUGCCUUGCUGGCGAGACGUACCGGAACCCUGCCCAUUCACAAUGGUGCCCUGCAAUGGAGUGAGAGCCACCCCAAGGACUACAACCUGACCCAGCAGGAACUCAUCCCCACAGUGAAAGUGGGCCCGGCGGCACAUGGCAGCCAAGAGGCCCCUGCCCAGUUCGCCCUAUGUGCGGCCACAGUCAAUAUUCAAGGUUUGAGUGGCCAUCACCAUUAUGUUGAGGAACAGUGUGAUCAGCUUGGCCUCAACGUCGUCUUCAUGCAGGAGACCAAGGCAGCCGGUGGGACCUGCGCUACUCUGAUAAGCACUGGGGAGUUGCCAUCUGGCUGCACCGAGGCCGACGUUGCAGUGCGUCACCAGGAACCAAGGCUCCUCGUUAUCACUGUGGCGACGGGCAGCGGAAAGAUUGCAAUGGUCGCCGGACAUUGCCCGCACACAAGCCUACCCAGAGAGCGAGCCCACUUCCUCAAGACCCUCAGUGAACAACUGUGUGCCGUCAAGAAUGCGGCCCUGGUAGUCAUGGGGAUUGACCUCAAUGGUAGGAUACCUGCCAAUUAUGCAGGAGUGACAGGCUCGGUGGAGUGUGGGGAACCCGAUGAUGCAGGCUGGACCCUCGUCGACAGCCUCGCCAACAUCGGAGCGUGGAUCCCUUCCUCGUUUGACCGCGUCCACGACGGCGACAGCGAGACCUACCACCACCCAUCCGGUACGUGCCACCGCAUUGACUACAUUGUCCUGGGUGGCCGUGCCGUCCCGGGGCAUACCAGCAGCUGGAUCAAUCACCAGUUUGACAACGGCAGCCCCAAUGUGGACCACUACAUGCUCCAGGUCCAAUGCCAGGGCACCUUCGAGGACACUCGGGAGGGCCAAAGACUAUGGCGCCCCCGCUAUGAUCGGGAAAAGAUGGCCACCCCCGAAGGACGAUGCGCCCUACAUGCGGCCUUGUCGGAGUAUUAUGUCCACCCCACUUGGGAGAUGUCGGUGGACCAACAUUGUCAACGCCUCCAAAAUUUCUUGGCGGAGACGCUGGCGAACACCUUCCCUGCCAGCAGUGUGGAACGUCGGGCGAGCUACAUCCCGGACGAAGUCUGGCACCUGCGCCUGACCAAGAACAAGUUCAAAGCUCGAGUCCGACACCGACGACAACUGUGGAAUGAUGCAGUUUGCCGAGCCUUCCGUCAAUGGCAAAGGGACGAGGAUUACGACGUUGCCAUUGCCUACUUGGUUGAGAGAGAAGGCUUCCUCUACCACCUGGCGUCCGCCGCCAUCAAUGUGGCGACGCACCGCGUCAAGAAGAUCCUCAACGUGGCCAAGAAUGACGCCAUGCGUAAGAUCGCCACUGAAGGGCACCAGGGGGUGAUACAAAUCCUCCGGCGGGUCAAGAAGGCUGGUUUUGGGGGAAGGCGGACACAACCUACCCGCCGACCGCUCCCUGCCCUCAUGAACCCCACCACGGACCAGCCAGCGGUCAGCCGUCAAGAGCGGGACGACAUCUGGCUACGUUACUUUGGCGACCAGGAGAUGGGAGAGAGGAUGAAAGUGGACAAAUUCAUCACCGAGUUGGUGGGCUGCCAGAAGGACGACGAGUACACCUGGCAAUGCAGUGACCUCCCAAGCCUCUCCCUCAUCGAGGAGGUGCUCCGCCGCACACCGCGGGGCAAAGCAUGCGGACUGGAUGGCAUACCUAGCGACCUGCUGUCCAUCGCGCCCACUAUCCUCGCCACCAUGCUGCAGCCCCUUUAUCUAAAGUCCAUGCUCACCGGAGCCCAGCCGCUUCAAUGGAGGGGCGGAAUGCUGUGUGAGGCCUUCAAGAAUAAUGGCACCCAUACCAUUGUUGAGAACUACCGCAGCCUCUUCAUCUCCUCCUUCCUGGGGAAAUCUUACCACAAGACCCUUCGGACUUUGAUCGGGCCAGAGGUCGAGCAGCUACUGCACCCACUUCAUUGCAGCACUCGACAAGCAGCCCCUGUCGCUUUCCCCGGGAUCUUUGUGAUUGCGGCCCUCCGCAAGCUGGCGCGUGUCGGCCGAAGCUGUGCCACCCUCUUCGUCGACACCAAGGCAGCCUAUUAUAAGGUCGUCAGGGAUUUGGCAACAGGUUGCAUUGACAGCGACGCCCAGGUCAUAGCGCUGUUUCGAGCCUUUGGUUUGGACGAAGAAGACCUCCACGACAUGAUGACUACGAUCUCCCGAGGGGGCAUGCUUGCUGAAGCAGGGGUCAACAGCCAGCUUAGGCACGCGAUAAAGGAUCUGAACCUGAGGACCUGGUUUGUCACCUCAUACCAUGGCGGAGGAGACCUUUGCUGGUCCAAGGCAGGAUCCCGCCCGGGGGAAUCCUUCGCGGACGUCAUCUACGCUUUCAUUUACAGCCGCGUGCUGUACCGCGUGCAUGAGCACCUGGUUGCGGAGGAGCUCAACUUCGCGGUCGAAUGGGAAGAAGACACCGGAGUAUUCCCCACUGGGCAAGGCGGAUCUCUCGAGCAGGCCUGGGAUGCUACAUGGGCAGACGAUUCUGCCUAUGUGGUUGAAGAUCGGUGUCCUGAAAGGCUUGUUCGCAAAGCCCGUCGAGUGGGAGCACUUGUGCUCGGCAUCCUGACUUCCCACGGAAUGCAGCCCAACGUGAAGCCCGGAAAAACCAGCUACAUGAUACAGCUGCGCGGCCCCGGGUCCACUACGGCAAGGAAGCGACAUUUUCCGAAGGGCAAGGCGGCCCUUGCCAUCCCCGACCUGGCCCUGGAAAUCCCCACCGUGAGCCAGUACCGACACCUAGGAGGUAUCAUCGACCUCAAGCUGUCAUUCCGCCCUGAGGCGCGACACCGCCUGGCCAUAGCCUCGCAGGCCUAUGACACUGCGAAGAAGCUCCUGCUGAACAACAGGGAUCUGGAGCUACCAACCAGGGUGGCCCUGUUCGAAAUCGCGGUGACCACGACCUACUUCAACCUUGCCCUAUGGAGGCCCCAUGGCCCAACAUGGGAAAACCUCUGUUCGGGGCACGCCAGUCUCGCGCGAAGGCUUCUGACCCGGAACAUUGCGCAUGACCUCCUCUUUAAGAUCCCCCUGGCGAUGGUCCUUUGGGUCACCAAGUGCCUGCCGCUGGACUUGAUCGCCAGACGACAGCGGCUCAGCCUCCUUGUCUCCCUUGUGAAGGCCGCCCCGGGUCUUCUUUGGGGAGUUCUCCAAGAAGAACAGGAAUGGAUGGCCACGAUAAGGGAGGACCUUGCUUGGGUUGUCCGACGUCGGGAGGAGCAAUGGCCACCCCUGCGGCCACAGGCGUGGCCUGAAUGGUGGCGAAUCCUCCGCAGUUCACCGCAGAGGCUGAAGCGCGCUGUCAGGCGCAGACUGAGUGAGGAACAGGAGGAGAGAAUCCUCCCUGCAGCCAUCGACUUGUGUUUGUGGGCCAUGGCCAAGGCCCUACGAGCGGACACAAGGAACGGUGAACGGGUGGUGACAUGGCGAUGCCGAAAAUGCCAACUCGGCUUUGCAGCCAAGUCUGGCCUCAGCGUGCACCACUUCAAAACGCAUGGCAGGGUGGCCACCUACAGGAUCUACGCGCAGGGCACGAGAUGCGGUGCUUGUGGGACAGAAUGCUGGUCGGAGGGGAGGCUUGCCGCCCAUCUUCGAGCGGCCCCCCUUUGUGUCGGUGCUCUACAAGCGAUUGGGAGCAGAGCCCGCAACAUCGCACCGGGCUUUGGCAGCAGAGCACGACGAAAGGCCGAUGUAGACCAGUACACGCCUGCUGUACCGGAGCGAGACGGAGCACGGGAGCAUCCGGGUGCUGAUCCUACUUGGCACCCUACUGUCGUGGAGGCCUACCAAGAUCUCUGCGGUGCGAUCCAGGACGAGGCGGCGGAACCGUACGAAGAGACGACCGCCUGUGUCAUCAACAAGAUCCUUGCCAAGUACCCCCUCUACCAGCAGGAGGAAGACGAAAUCCUUGUCCGCAUUGAAGAGGACAUCGACGACUUGCACAAGGAUCAAGCUGAUGCUCUAUGGGCCCCGGAGCACGCGAGAGCCGUCCUCGACGGCAUCCACCGCAGCCGGGAUGAUAUCUGGAGGCCAGCCGAGAAGCAAGGGAGCACGCGGGUGGCCACACUCCAGGAGUUCAAGACCGAUCUCGAGGCUACUGAUUGGGGCUCCCUCCUAGGAGAUAGGCUUAGACACGGGACCCGGUCUGUUGUACAUGUAAAGGUGCCCGUGAGCUGGGAAGCCGAAUGGCUCACGGCACUCAAAGACAAAGACCUUUCGGCCGUGGCAAGCGACGCCCUGAGCCUUUUGCCCGUUUACCUCGCUACGGCGUGGCGGGCUACUUUUGAGGGACAUAGGCUUUGCCUUGAGGCACCGCAGUCCUUCAUAGCCAGCAAGAUGGCACUGCCAUUCGCACAGGCGCUGGCUUCGAAUGCACUUUAA
Molecule: messenger RNA, 7986 nt
Organism: Symbiodinium sp. CCMP2456
Lineage: Eukaryota; Dinophyceae; Suessiales; Symbiodiniaceae
Source: the annotation of a GenBank genome assembly